AUGUCCUCUAACGUCUCGAAAGCCGGGAUCACCACCGAUGCAACCGGUGCAAGCUACAUCCCCUCAUCGGUCCGUGCAGAUGGUUCCAAACGUCGAGAAAUUCGCGUUCGCCCUGGUUACAAGCCCCCAGAGGAUGUCGAGCUUUACAAGAACCGUGCUGCCGCCGCGUGGAAAAAUCGUGAAAAAAGCGGGGUGCCGGGUGCAGAGCCCUUGAGCAGUGGAGACGACAAAUCCGCAGCGACAGACGCCACAGCUGCCAGCAAUAAGAACGCAAAGCGCCGCGAAGCGAAACGUCAAGCGAAGCAGGUCGAGGCUUCGGGAUCUUCAAAUGAGAAGAAGGGACCUGGCUCAGACAAUUGGCGUGUGCCCGCCAAAAAGGACGAAACCCCCACUGAGCCUGAGCCCGUUGAUCUGGAGGCGGAGAAGGAAAAGAAAGCACGCAACCUCAAAAAGAAGCUCAGACAAGCACGAGACCUGCGCGACAAAAAGAACCAGGGAGAGGCCUUGCUGCCCGAGCAGCUUGAGAAGGUCAUCAAAAUUCACGAAUUGGUUCGGCAACUCGAAACGCUCGGAUUCGAUUCCAAUGGGGAAGCAAAGGAGGAUGGCCAGGAAAAAGCUUGA
Molecule: messenger RNA, 621 nt
Organism: Penicillium longicatenatum
Lineage: Eukaryota; Fungi; Ascomycota; Eurotiomycetes; Eurotiales; Aspergillaceae
Product: putative RNA binding protein Pym
Exons: 1
Coding region: 1-621 (206 amino acids)
Biological process (GO): exon-exon junction complex disassembly
Cellular component (GO): cytoplasm; exon-exon junction complex
Molecular function (GO): RNA binding
Source: RefSeq, a predicted model, not a curated record